AUGAUUUCACUCUCGGAUACGGAAGAAGAGCAGCACAACUCGGACCGACCAUUGUUUAAUCAUUUACUGGAAGAAGAGGAUGAUCAUCACGAACACCAUGGUAGCAGCGGAAGAGGUAGUAUUGGAGGCUUGGCUCAAUACGGACGUAGCUCUUUGGGUGGAAGUGGACAAGCUGCUCCUGUCAUACCCUCACUCGUGGAUCCAUCCGGUAUCAAGACUUCUUUUUCCAAGUUUUUACAGGAAUGUGUAUUGAGUUCGGAACAAUUGAAACAAACCAUUUCUUUGACGAAUACGUUUAAAUUAGACGUUGCUCGUUUGAAACAACAUGAUGAACAGCUGUAUCAUAUUUUGGUUCAAUAUCCCGAGACGGUAAUUUCAAUUUUUGAUGUCGUGAUGAGUGAAGAAUGGCACAAGAGCCAGGGAGAGGAAUGUACAAUUACCAUCACUGUAAACCUUGAUACAUUUAAACCAAUGAGAGCACUCAACCCAACGGAUAUUGAUAGACUUGUUGGAAUUCAGGGAAUGGUUACAAGACUGAGUGAAAUUAUUCCGGACAUGAGAGGAGCUUAUUUUAAAUGCUCGGGAUGCAGUGCCUCGAAGUAUGUUCCACUCACGCAAGGAAGAGUGAAAGAACCACCCAAGUGUACGAGUGAUACAUGUUCAGGCUCGUCAUGGAUACUCAUUCACAACCGGUGUCAAUUUUAUGACAAACAAGUGAUCAAACUUCAAGAAACACCAGAGAGUAUUCCAGAAGGUGAAACGCCACAUACAGUGAAUUUGUGUGUUUUUGACUCGUUAACAGACAGUGUCAAACCAGGUGACAGAGUUAAAGUGACAGCAAUUUAUAGAGCCAUUCCAAUUCGUAUCAGCUCGAAACAACGAAAAGUCAAGAAUAUUUUCAAAACCUAUUUGGAUGUUUUGGGAUUUGAAAAAAUUGGAAUUAGUAUCUUGAAUGGAGAAUUAACACGAGCAACAACGGGUGGUAGCGGCAGCACAAGUAACUCUGCAUCUCUUGAAGAAGCCGAUGAAGAGGAACAAUUAGCCAAAUUAAUGAACAUUACUCCUCAAGAAGAAGCGGAAAUCAAAGAACUGGCACAAAAUCCAAAUAUUUAUCAAAUGUUGCAAGAUUCCAUUGCACCUGGUGUUUUUGAAAUGAGUAGUGUCAAGAAGGGUAUUCUGUGUCAGCUCUUUGGAGGUACAAACAAAAAGAUACCAAAUGGUCAAUUGAGAGGAGAAAUUCACAUUUUGCUGUGUGGUGAUCCUGGUGUAAGCAAGUCUCAACUCUUAAUUCAAGUUCACAAAAUUGCUCCAAGAGGAAUUUAUACAUCAGGAAAAGGAAGUUCAGCUGUUGGUCUAACUGCAUACGUCACAAAAGAUCCAGAUUCUGGCGACAUGGUCCUAGAGAGUGGUGCUUUGGUGUUAUCGGAUCUGGGUAUUUGCUGUAUUGACGAGUUUGACAAAAUGUCAGAUCAAACUCGAUCCGUUUUGCACGAAGUCAUGGAACAAUGUACUGUUUCAGUUGCUAAGGCUGGUAUUAUCUGUACUCUCAAUGCAAGAACCUCCAUAUUGGCAGCAGCGAAUCCUAAAGAGUCACGAUACAACUCCAAUCUCUCCAUUGUAGAGAAUAUUCAACUUCCACCCACUCUCCUGUCUCGUUUCGAUUUAAUUUUCCUUUUACAUGACAUACCUGACCGAGAUCAAGAUGAAAAACUUGCCAAGCACAUUAUUUCUCUUCACUUUGAUGUGCCCACUGAUUAUUCCACAAAUAUUAUUCCAAAAGAUCUUUUGGCGAAAUAUAUUGCCUAUGCUCGAAAUAAGAUACAUCCUGUCAUUACGGAUGAAGUGAAACCAUAUCUUAUUGAGGGAUAUUUAGGUCUUCGAAAAUUCGGCUCUCACAAAAAGAAUAUCACAGCAACGACUCGACAAUUGGAAUCUUUAAUUCGUUUAUCUGAAAGCUUGGCAAGAAUGAAAUUGAAACCGACGGUGCAACGCGAGGAUGUUGAGGAAGCUCUCAGACUCGUUCGAGAGUCUAUAUUUAAGGCAGCGUUUGAUCCCAAAACAGGUACCAUUGAUAUUGAUUUGCUUCAAACUGGACGAUCAUCUGCAGACAGAGAUUUGGAAAAUUUGAACGACGAGGAAACCUUUGGAAUGGAAGAGGAAUUGUAG
Naegleria lovaniensis is the source of this 2166-nucleotide messenger RNA. RefSeq lists its product as uncharacterized. Gene Ontology annotation, biological process: DNA strand elongation involved in DNA replication; double-strand break repair via break-induced replication; mitotic DNA replication initiation. Gene Ontology annotation, molecular function: single-stranded DNA helicase activity; ATP binding; single-stranded DNA binding. Lineage: Eukaryota; Heterolobosea; Eutetramitea; Acrasida; Naegleriidae. The record is from RefSeq and is a predicted model, not a curated record. Gene Ontology annotation, cellular component: MCM complex; nucleus. The transcript has a single exon. Bases 1 to 2166 code for a protein of 721 amino acids.